Triticum dicoccoides is the source of this 2146-nucleotide messenger RNA. Its product is annotated as galactan beta-1,4-galactosyltransferase GALS1-like. Gene Ontology annotation, molecular function: glycosyltransferase activity. Gene Ontology annotation, cellular component: cytoplasm. The coding region runs from base 344 to 1876 and encodes 510 amino acids. The transcript is spliced from 2 exons. Lineage: Eukaryota; Viridiplantae; Streptophyta; Magnoliopsida; Poales; Poaceae. The record is from RefSeq and is a predicted model, not a curated record.
AGUCCAAAGGGAAGGGAGUGAGGAAUCAAUCCCAUACCCACAUAGCCACACAGCCUCGCUCCGCCUCACCACCCUCUCACUCUUCUUCCCCAAUUCUUCCGCCGAUUUCUCCACUCCCCCAUCCCCCACUUCACUCUCCCCAUCAUCUCGCACAGCCCAUCGAUCUGCCUGCCCCCUUCCCAGCUUGGUUGCUUCAGCAUUUCCUUCCAUAGAUCAAGCUGCUCCCCAAGAAACGAGGAAAAAGCUGUGGCAACACUCCUGCUCCACUGACCGCUCCGCACACUUCACUCGAAAAGCAGAGCAGAUCGAGCCAGAGCGCGUCGGGCACACAACCGCUCCACCGAUGAAGUCCGCCGCCGUGAGGAAAGACGCUGGCGGCGGCAUUGGCGGUGGCGCGUUCGGCAUCUCCUGCCUCGACAUCAAAUCCUUCGGCGCCUCCCUCGUGCUCUUCGCCCUCAUCAUGGCGCUCUGGCAGUUCCACCCGUACCAGCCAAUCCUCGCCAUCACCCGCUCCUCCUGUCCCCUCAUCCCUCCCCCAUCUACCGCUGCCACCGCCGCCACCACCGCAGUAUCCUUCUCCAACUCCACAGCCGACAGAGCCGCACCGGCCGCCGCCGCCAGCGCGACAAAGGCGUCAACCUUGCCAUCCCGGCCACGGGACCCCAACAAGCGGGAGCUCCGGCCGUACGGCAGCGCGGCGGCGCUGUUCGUCCAGAUGGGCGCGUACCGGGGCGGGCCGCGCACAUUCGCCAUCGUGGGGCUGGCGUCCAAGCCGGCGCACGUCUUCAGCACCCCUUACUUCAAGUGCGAGUGGCUCCCCAACCCGGACCCGGCGGGCGGCCCGCCGCCGAGGCCCGUCCGGACCAAGGCGUACAAGAUGCUGCCCGACUGGGGCUACGGCCGCGUCUACACCACCGUCGUCGUCAACUGCACGUUCCCGACCAACCCCAACGCCGGCAACCGCGGGGGAAAGCUCCUCGUCCACGCCUAUUACUCCACCUCCUCCCGCCGGUACGAGCGCUUCGUCGCGCUCGAGGAGGCGCCGGGGUCCUACGACGGGUCCCGCUUCCAGCCGCCGUUCCCCUACGAGUACUUCUACUGCGGCUCCUCGCUCUACGGCAACAUCAGCGCCCCGCGGAUGCGGGAGUGGCUGGCCUACCACGCGUAUUUCUUCGGCCCAAGGUCGCACUUUGUUCUCCAUGACGCCGGCGGCGUCAGCCCGGCGGUCAGGGCGGUUCUGGAUCCGUGGGUGAGGGCCGGCCGGGUCACUCUCCAGGACAUCAGGGCGCAAGCAGAGUACGACGGGUACUACUACAACCAGUUCAUGGUGGUGAACGACUGCCUCCACCGGCACCGCCACGCGGCGAACUGGACCUUCUUCUUCGACGUCGACGAGUACAUCUACCUCCCCGACGGACGGUCGCUGGAGGAGGUGCUCGGCCAGCUCGAGCGGUACACGCAGUUCACCAUUGAGCAGAACCCCAUGUCCAGCAAGCUCUGCGUGGAGGAUCCGACCAAGGCCUACUCGAGGCAGUGGGGGUUUGAAAAACUUGUUUUCCGUAAUUCGAUCACCGGAGUCAGGCGGGAUCGCAAAUACGCCAUUCAAGCAAGGCAUGCAUACUCCACUGGUGUGCACAUGUCGCAAAAUGUGUACGGGAGGACGACCCACAAAACCGAAAGCUUGAUCAGAUACUACCAUUAUCACAACACGAUCAAUGUCAUGGAGGAGCCUUGCCGGGAGUUUGUGCCGAAACCCACCAAUGGCAGCAAGGUAAUGUCCGAGGAGGUACCGUUCGUCUACGACGAUAACAUGAAGCGUUUGGCGGGUGAUAUCAAGCGCUUCGAGGAGGACACAGUUGGCGUGGUCUAUUCAUAGCAUCUGGAGGAAGACCUAGUAUGGUACAUACAUAAUGCUGUUCUUUGGGGGUACCUUGGUCUCCAUCUGUGCCACUAAACCCAGUCUGCAACUAGUGUAAAGUUUUGGUUCUCAGCAUUCUUGGCUCCGGCGUCAAUUCGACGCAUUUCCUUUCGUUCUUCUUUGUUGUUCUUUAAGCUCAUCUUUGAUGUCUUAUAGAUUUAUGUAGACAGACUGUUGGACAUUAUCAGAUUCUUCUCAUCUCAAUAAACAGCAGUGUUGAGUGCCUGA